This is a messenger RNA of Trichoderma reesei QM6a, 1767 nucleotides long. RefSeq lists its product as uncharacterized. The record is from RefSeq and is a predicted model, not a curated record. The transcript has 3 exons. Lineage: Eukaryota; Fungi; Ascomycota; Sordariomycetes; Hypocreales; Hypocreaceae. Bases 1 to 1767 code for a protein of 588 amino acids.
AUGGGCUAUCGCUGGGAAGAGCACCGGGAGACGUGCUACCGCCUGUACAUCGAGCAGGGCUGGCCCCUCGAGCGCAUCAUGGCGUAUCUGCAGAGCAGCGCCGGCUUCACCCCAAGUCGACGGGCCUUCCAGGACCAGUUCCGGCGCUGGGACUUUCCUCCCAAGGUAAAGAGCCAUGAUCAGGACGGCAGCUUGGUGGCCCGCGUCAGGGAGCUGUGGGAGAUGAACCUGACGCAGAGAGGCAUGACCCAGAUGCUUCGACAGGAAGGCUUCCUGGUGACUUCGGCGGACGUGGCCAAGCUGCGCGGCAGGAUCGGGCUGCAGAUGCGCGGGCCCAACGUAGAAAAGCCCAAGUUCGAGUUUCAGGGUGAGUCUCAACAGCUGGAGACUGAGGAUUCCGGCGGCUCGAUAGACGUCCCUUUCCCUCUGCGUCCCGAGGGGGGCGUGCCCAUGUCGCGGACCAUCUCGACGCAGUCAUCUUCCUCCUCGUCGCUCUUUCAUCGUGAUCCAGAGCCUCUCGAACACAGGGACGCGAAGAAGCGCAGGACAGGCAGGAAGGACACCCCUGGGACCACCGCCCGAUACCCUUCCGAGAUGACGCUCGACGACGCCCGAAGAAAGCUGGGCCUGGACAAGGCCGCCUAUCGUUCGCUCCGUGACGUCUUUACUAGAGUCUGCGCCACCCUCAACAUCAGCAGGAAGAUGGACGAGCCCGAGAAGUGGGAGUCUGCAAAGACGCGGCUGAUGCAUGACCUGCCCAUGCUCUACGAGAAGCUGUGCACGCCUCGUGACGAGCUGGAGAUGAAGCAGGUCGCCCUCGACGCCAUCUGCAAAGACGUCGCAAAGUCGAAGCGAUACACGGAAUCCAAAAUGACACAGAUGGAAGCCAAGAUGGCACUGCGCAUCAACCCUCAGGAGGCUAGGGAAAUGCGCCUCGUCCUGACGGAGCUGCUGGAGGCAUUCGGCUUUGCCAACAAGCCCGACGGCACGCUUGCGCCUACGCCUACGCCUCAGCAAUGGGAUGAACUCAAGGGCCUGUGGGGUCAACGCUCGGGGCCGGUUCGCAGGAUCUUGAGCGAGAUACGCUCUGGCCAGGGCGAAGGCUCAAAGAAGGCAAAGGCCCUGGAUUCCUUGGCCCGAGACAUCUUGAAGAGGCUGCGCGAUAACCGCCCGGACAGGCACUCCAGGAAGCAGCAGCAGACCGACCGGGCUUCCACGGAGGCGCGCCAAUCGCACGCGAGUCCUCUGCAGGGGAUCGAUUCGCAUCCCGAUCCUCAUUCGUCUGCUGGUCCGACGGACCUGGGGCAUGGCUUGUCAACAGCCACAUCCCAGCCUUACACCGAUGGCUUGCCGGCGCGGGACGACGACGUCAACCCGCUGCAACCGUUACUCUUCCCAGCAGACGUACACGCAGGGUUGCUAACCGAGCCCUACGCCACCCAGCCGCCGUCUGCGCCGAUGCUGCCUCAUGGGGCCUCGACGCCCGCCCCAGGGGAGGUCACAGUCUAUUUUGCUUCACAUCCCUCUUCUAUCUACGGAGUUGAGACGCCGUUUUGGGUGGACAUGAUUGGCUCACAGACGAUGGAAGGGGUUCAGCAGGCUGUAGCGAACAGGUUCCCCGGCGCGGCCUGCUUGAAUGUCUACGGCGUGUUUACGCACAACGGCGGAGAGUCCAUUCCGUUGAACGACGACUACGAUCUAACCGGGUACCUCUCGUCGGUCAAGCCACCCAUGCUCAGCGUUCAGCUGGUGCAUGAACUGCCAUGA